AGUUUGCGAGGGAGGAGACCGGUUGUGUUUCUGGCAUCCCCUCUGGAUACACAUACACAUACAAACACACACACGCGGUGUGUACACAAUGACGUAUACGUAUUGCGUGCGCGCGUCAUGUGCAGACGCGUGUGUGGGUGCUGUGAAUCCCUCUCUCCCCCUUCUUCUUCUCUCUCUGCUCCCUCUCUCUCUCUCUCUCUCUUUCUCUCUCUCUCUCUGGACUUGAUGCCAGUACGAGCGCGCACUUUCGAACGACGCGUCGUGUUUGCUCUGAGGGACGAUCAGUCUGUUCUCCACGUUCUCCACGCAAGGACAGGAUCGUUCUGUUCCGCUCUGGACUCGCGACGUGAAUCAUUGACUGUGUACCAACAAAAGGGUACAGAUAACAUGCAUUUGUCCCUGUUCAAACGAGAACUCGACGUUUUUUGGCCUCACGUGUCGUCUUGCGAGAUAAAAGUGCGGAAGAUAUGCUGAUGUGACUCUCUUAAAUCAAGAGAAAUUAUAUUUGGAUCUUCCACACUUUGUUGACGCGAAAGUACGUGGAUAGACGAUUUAAACGAGUUUAGUUUUGUUAUGACUCAAUUAAUAGCGCACUACUCGAGACCAGCCUUGCCAUCGUCGUCGUUGUCGUCUUCAUCGUCGUCGAUAUACUGUCCGAUAAUCUCGAGAUGAGGCCCUUUUUGGUACUCGCGCUCGUUUGCCUGUUAACGAAAAUUGGGGAUUGCCGGGCAGCCAAUAAGGAUGAUACCGAUAGCAGCAAUAAACGACGGCACAAAUUCUCUGUCGAGGAAUUACUCGCGAACAAAUUUUCCCAUCUCAUUACCGGCGACUUGGACGUCGAUAUCUGUAAAGCUGGCGGUUUUCUCGGUGACAUUGCACUGCCAAAUAUCAAAUAUGACACAGAAUGGCGCGAACAAAAGUUAAAUAAAAGCUAUCUGGAAGAAUUAAAGAAGUACAGGGAGGAAAUAUUGAAGGAGGGCCUUCAAGUGGAGGAAGAGGGCCUUACAGAGAUCCUCCAGUUUAAGAGUAAACACAAUAUUGACGAACAAUUGCUCAACGAGCAUGAAGAGAUUCAAAGGACACCGGAUUCGAUUAUGAUAAAUCACAAUCAAUAUAACAUGGGUGGCGAGUCUGAGGGUGGUUUCAGCUUUAAUGCUAAAAGCGACGACGCUAAUCCCGCAGUGAAAGAUGAGGGUUUUGCGUUUAGCAAGCUGGAAUCCUCGACGCAAGCUUCGAAAAAAGGGUAUUCCGAGCGACAAGCUCGUCGACAAAUUUCGAGGAUAUCAGGAUCAGUGAAAGCUAGACACCCGACUCAUGAUAUGCCUCUCGAAUCUUCAACCUCCUCCGCAGCUUUUACUACUGAGGCUAGUAAAUAUGUAGGUCACGUAUAUACGGACAACAUCAAGGAAACAUUUAUCGCGCAACCUAAAAUAAAUACGCAAAAACCAUCGAAUCGACGACGGCGACGUCAUCAUCGCAAAAAGUAAGAAAGUUUAA
Messenger RNA from Nylanderia fulva, 1497 nucleotides. NCBI's taxonomy places the organism in Eukaryota, Metazoa, Arthropoda, Insecta, Hymenoptera, Formicidae. The record is from RefSeq and is a predicted model, not a curated record.